AUGGGUUCAAUCGAUGUUAUCGAUCCUCUUUUCGAGCCUCUGCGCCUGGGCGCUCUGUCGUUGAGCCAUCGUAUUGUUCAGGCUCCCUGCACGCGCAUGCGCUCAAGCAAGGAGUCAGAUGGUGUUUUUGUUCCGAAUGCUCUCAAUGUUGAGUAUUAUUCACAGCGUGCAUCGGAGGGCGGGUUGUUGCUUACAGAGGCCACUCCUAUUAGCAGAUUGGCUGCUGGCUAUCCAGGAGUCCCGGGGAUCUUUACCCUCUCUCAAAUCGCCGGCUGGAAGAAGGUCACCGACGCAGUGUACGCGAAGGGUGGUUUCAUCCUCUGCCAGCUGUGGCACGUUGGUCGCGCUACUGUCCCCUCUUUCAUUGAGGGCAAACAGGCUGUUGGUGCUAGCAAUAUCCCUAUCAGUGGUAAUGCUCUGGAUGGUAGUGAGUAUGGGGCUUCGCCUCCUCGCGCGAUGACUGUGGAGGAGAUUCAGAAUGUCGUGGAGGAGUACGCGACUGCUUCAAAGCGGGCGAUCGAGGCAGGAUUUGAUGGUGUUGAAAUUCAUGGUGCCAACGGGUAUCUCCUCGACCAGUUCCUGCACGAUAACGUUAACAUCCGAACCGAUGAGUACGGUGGCUCGAUUGAGAAGCGCCCUCGCAUUAUACUUGAGGUCCUCAAAGCGUGUGCUGCCGCCAUCGGCGCUGACCGUGUGGGCAUUCGUCUCUCACCAUACAACUACUUCCAAGACACCCGCGAUUCCAGGCCCCACGCUAACUGGAAAUUGCUGUGCUCGAAGAUUGCCAACCUUGCUACCGAGUCACGCCCUGCCUACGUACACAUGUUUGAGCCUCGCUUCGACGAAGUCCUGGAUGAGAGCGCGAAGAUCGAUUCGCUCGCAGUGGAGAAGCCCUCUCUGGACGUGUUCCGAUCCACGUUAAAGAAGAGUGGCAUUUUGUUCCUAGCCGCGGGCAACUUCAACGCGAAGAAUGCCGGUCCCAAACUGAUUGGCGAUGGAGCGGAUGCAGUUGUUUUCGGACGUUACUUCAUCUCCAACCCGGAUCUGCCUUGGCGGUUGAGGGAGGGUUUCUUGUUGACUCCUUACGAUCGGACGACGUUUUAUGGGGCUGAUCCUCCGCAGAAGGGAUAUACAGACUACCCCAUCUAUGGAUAA
Molecule: messenger RNA, 1155 nt
Organism: Penicillium cinerascens
Lineage: Eukaryota; Fungi; Ascomycota; Eurotiomycetes; Eurotiales; Aspergillaceae
Product: alkene reductase
Exons: 3
Coding region: 1-1155 (384 amino acids)
Molecular function (GO): FMN binding; NADPH dehydrogenase activity
Source: RefSeq, a predicted model, not a curated record